UAAAUUUCGGGUGCCGCUCUUUCUUUUUUGUUUCUCACUAAUUUUCUAGUUUCGCCCCUCUUCUCAAACCCUCUACGUCCUCUGUCUCGACCCCUCCUAAUCUCUGGAGCCCAAUUCCUCUUCCUCUUCAUUCAAAGACUUCACGCCUUAACCCUCUCUCUCUUUCUCUCUCAAUCCGUUUUAUAUUCUCAAGAUUUUAGACUAAACUUUAUCCAAAAUUGGGGAAGAAUCUGAACCAUCUAUCUCUUCGUUCUCAACAUCUGACAGGCUCCAUUUCAUAUGAAUUUCCUUCCUUUCUCCUCAAUUUAUGUCUGUCAUACUGAGAAAUAAUAAAACCCCCAAAUCCCAAAACCCAAACUGCUGCCUUCCAUCCAUAUUGGUCUCAGUUCUCUGGGAAAGUAAAAGGUAUGCUUUGAUUGUUGUUCUUGGUAUUUUGAUGGGUCAGAGGGUUGGGAAUGGUUCUGGGUUUGGUUAUGUUGGAGGUAAUAAUUUGGUGGUGGACCUAAACCCGAGUCCGUACGCAAUCAGAGCUCCAGAUCCGAGGUUUGAAGUUGGGGCUAUGUAUGAGACCAUGAGGCCUCGAAAGAGGUCUCUUCAAUGCCAAAGGUUCAACCUUUGUCUUCUGGUGGCCAAGUGGUGGGGAGAAGUGCAGCUUCCUUGGGCUACCGCAAUGAGGAUAAGGGUGUAGAGGUUUGGGCAGUGCACAGAAAGGGGAGCUCAGCUGGUGGUGGUAUUUUCAUGGAAUAUGGUAUUAUCAUAUUGAUUUGACACUCAAGCUUUCAUUUUAGAAGCAAAACAAGGUGUCUAUUUAGGUGUUUUUGCUGUGCUCAUCUAUAAUGCAUGUGGGGAAAAGAACCCAAGAUACAGCUUUUUGGUUGUCCUUUUUUUGUUAGUUAAACCGACAUACAUAUCAUCUCCAAAUUAAUUAAGUCCCAUACAAACUUAGAAUUCAUGUUUAAAACUAGCUCUGUCCGUCUCGAAAGUUUGUUUCACUUGUUGUUUGCUUUAAUUCAUCCAAGUUGCCCUUAUUAAUUUCUCAUGGGAUCUAUGUUUCUUUUAUCAAUUCCUUUCAUUACUUUUAGAUUCUCAUUUAAGUCUUGAGUUCAUGUUCUUUUAUU
This is a messenger RNA of Prunus dulcis (almond), 1118 nucleotides long. RefSeq lists its product as uncharacterized. The record is from RefSeq and is a predicted model, not a curated record. Bases 308 to 688 code for a protein of 126 amino acids. NCBI's taxonomy places the organism in Eukaryota, Viridiplantae, Streptophyta, Magnoliopsida, Rosales, Rosaceae. The transcript is spliced from 2 exons.